AUCUCUUUUUCCUCUCACCUUUUCCCACUCUUUUCCCUUCACCUUUCCCCCUCAUUCCCUCCCAGGCUCUCCUGUGUGGAGGCAGCACAGGCGGCUCCUCGCUCCAGCACCACCAUGGACUGGUUCCACUGCUGUCGCUGCUUCCGCCAGGAUGGUGCCCACUUCGCCAUCACCAGCUGCGGCCACAUCCUGUGCGAGGGCUGUGGGGGCUCAGGUCCCUGCCCAGUCUGUGGCACCGCCUGCCGCUACCUGCCCAUAUCUAAUCAGAUGCGCCCAGAAGAGAAGGUUUUCUUCAAGAACCCAGUGGCCCUCGCCCUCAAGCACCUUGCCCACAUCACGCAGGUGUGGCAGUUCCAGACGGCACAGGCACAACUUCUGGUGGACUUGCACCGGGGACAGCUCGGCGGGGUGCAGGCAGAGCUGGACAAGGCCAGAGAGGAGCUGGGGAAGAGGAGGAGGGAGCUGGAGUCACUUCGCCGGGAGAAUGAGGAGCUGCGCCGCAUGCAGGUGGCCCCAGGCUGGCACUGGAGCAGCCACAGCAGCACUCCCCAUCCCUCCCCCCACACAUCAGUCACCCCCCAGCCCCGCCGGCAGCUCAGCAGUCAAGUGGUCAGCCGCUUGGCCCCACUGGAGCCCCCCCAGUCCCACAGCACCCCAGGAUGGCAGGCUGGAGUAGCCUACAGAAAUUCAGGGACCUCCAGCGUAGUGCCCCCCUUGGCUGGGACAAGCGAGGUACAGAGCUCUGCUCUGCGGCUGGCGAGGGGCGGGCGCUCCCAGUGGGAUCUCAACCCACGGCCAUAAAGGACAAACAGAGAUCUCUGACGGGAUCCGAGGCUCCUGAACAGGAGCUCCGGGGCUUCCCUGGAUGUUAUACCUGGAAAUAACUGGGGG
Messenger RNA from Melospiza georgiana, 891 nucleotides. RefSeq names its product ring finger protein 212B (gene RNF212B). The record is from RefSeq and is a predicted model, not a curated record. NCBI's taxonomy places the organism in Eukaryota, Metazoa, Chordata, Aves, Passeriformes, Passerellidae. Gene Ontology annotation, biological process: homologous chromosome pairing at meiosis; protein sumoylation; reciprocal meiotic recombination. Gene Ontology annotation, cellular component: synaptonemal complex. Gene Ontology annotation, molecular function: SUMO transferase activity.